Messenger RNA from Knipowitschia caucasica, 351 nucleotides. The record is from the annotation of a GenBank genome assembly. Lineage: Eukaryota; Metazoa; Chordata; Actinopteri; Gobiiformes; Gobiidae.
AUGAAGUAUGAAUGGAGGCCUGCGGGCAGAGGGCCUGGCCGUGUCCUUGGAGAAGACAGCUUUCAGAACACUCUGCGCUCCGUGUCUCUGGCUCUGCACUGGGCCCAAUGCUCCGGCUCGGCAAACAGAGGCAGAGCACCGCGGGCCCCACACAGAGCAGAGAUCAGAGCGCUCACAGCUCAUCCAGCACACCCAGCACGUCUGCAGGUACAGCACUUAAGCCACACUGUUCCGUUUAUAGUCCGGGGCCUCAGGAGGACCGCUCUCCCCACUCAGGACUCAGCCAGGACUCAGGCAGGUCAAAGAGUCAAACUGCUGCAUGGCGGACAGUAUCAUGAAUACAGACACUGA